This is a messenger RNA of Labeo rohita (rohu), 1968 nucleotides long. It is a transcript of the gene cdc34a, whose product is annotated as cell division cycle 34 homolog (S. cerevisiae) a. The record is from RefSeq and is a predicted model, not a curated record. Gene Ontology annotation, biological process: ubiquitin-dependent protein catabolic process; protein polyubiquitination. The transcript has 5 exons. Gene Ontology annotation, molecular function: ubiquitin conjugating enzyme activity. Lineage: Eukaryota; Metazoa; Chordata; Actinopteri; Cypriniformes; Cyprinidae. Bases 309 to 1034 code for a protein of 241 amino acids.
GAGGGAGCGAGACUCCUCAAACAAGCUGCCCUGCGUUGCAUGUUUAUUUACUAGCUGAACGCUUGAUUAACUCAACACGUUUAAUAUCGACGGCAGGUGCUUAACGUGGGACUUCAAAUGCCCGACGCGAACAGCAAAUCGGCUGGGGUUGGGACUCGCUGAGCGUAAUUUGUCAUCGAGUGACUUAUCUCGGGUUUGUUCGCUCUUGAGCGUGUGUGGCUACUGAACGAACGGUGGCGUUUGUGAAACGGGCGAACUAAAGUUGUUUAAGGGGCAAUUUUGGAUGCCAGAUCGCUUGUUUUCGGAAUAUGGCUCACCAUGGACACCAUCAUGUUGCGAGUUCCCAAAAAGCAUUAAUGUUGGAGCUUAAAAGUCUUCAGGAUGAGCCGGUUGAAGGCUUCAAAAUAACUUUAGUCGACGAGUCGGACUUGUACAACUGGGAAGUCGCGAUUUUCGGACCCCCGAAUACGCACUAUGAGGGCGGUUAUUUUAAGGCACGUAUCAAAUUCCCCAUCGACUACCCGUACUCUCCUCCUGCCUUCAGAUUCCUUACUAAGAUGUGGCAUCCCAAUAUUUAUGAGAAUGGGGACGUAUGUAUUUCCAUACUGCACCCACCAGUGGACGAUCCCCAGAGUGGAGAACUGCCGUCAGAGAGGUGGAACCCAACACAGAAUGUGAGGACGAUCUUAUUGAGUGUUAUCUCGCUGCUGAAUGAGCCCAACACCUUCUCGCCUGCCAACGUGGACGCCUCUGUCAUGUACCGCAAAUGGAGGGACAGUAAGGGAAAAGAUCGCGAAUAUGCAGAGAUCAUCAGGAAGCAAGUUCUAGCCACCAAAGCCGACGCCGAGCGGGACGGGGUGAAGGUGCCCACCACACUAGCCGAAUACUGCGUCCGUACCCGCGCCCCACCUGCCGACGAGGGCUCCACCUUAUUCUACGACGACUACUACGAUGAUGAGGAGUUAGACGAUGACGAAGAGGAAGAUGAGGACUGUUGCUAUGACGAAGACGACUCCGGAACAGAGGACUCUUGACGAGGAGCGCCCAAGCUCUGAACUCUCCGCUUCUGGUUUCCCGUUUGGUUUCGUAGCUUUUAAAUCAAGUCGCAAAGGAUAUUUUCUGUUCGAAGAUCUGAGAUCCCAAAAGGGCAAGAGAUGAACUCUUUAUGCCUGUUCGAACUAAAACUGAGACGUUUUGAGGGUUUGUUUUUGUUUUUGUUUUAUUUCUUGUUGUUUUGUCUGGUUUUUGGGGGCAGGUUGGGUUCAACCAAUCAGUGCGAAACAGUCCAGCUCAUGUUUAUUUGAUUCUCGAUAAACACCUUGCCUUUCAAAGGCACCUGAUCUCAGGUUUUCAAUGUCUGUGAUUCAACAGUAUUGGCGUCUUCAGUGAGGGGGAAAAAAAGUAGCUAAUAUACAUUCUCAGGGCUACUUCUGUUUCGCACACCACAAUGCAUCAUAUUCUGCUUCUGUAGCCAAGGACUGAACAAGCUGAAUGAUAAAUGGAUGCAUUACAUAGAGUUCACACCAUUCUAAGCUUCGUCCUCAUUUUGGACUUUAAUAUUUUGUUUUAUCCAUCAACAAGCCUGUCUUAUUUGUGUUGUUUUUUGUUUUUAUGGGGUUGCGCGGUAGCGUUUUGAAUCUUCAGUAUAUUUAGCUACUCUUGCUGUUGUUUUUUUUUUUUUUUUUUUUUUUUUUUUAGUUUUGUUAUAUGCUUUUUUUUUUUUUUAAAGCUUUGUGGUGACUCUCUAACCUAAAAUCCUCCUCAGGAAAAUGGACACGAGACAUGGUGUGUGUUUGUGACCCUAACAGACUCUUUAAACCCUUUCAGGGUCAUUCAUACGCACACAGGGGUAUUUUGGGACACUUCUCCUUGUUUGGAAUUAUUAUUAUUCUUUUUUUUCCCCCUUCUAAUUUUUUUUGGUAUGCUUUGUAAAUCUAUUUAAAGUCUGAAUAAAGAUCUUUAUUAGAA